Molecule: messenger RNA, 4171 nt
Organism: Aspergillus campestris IBT 28561
Lineage: Eukaryota; Fungi; Ascomycota; Eurotiomycetes; Eurotiales; Aspergillaceae
Product: serine/threonine-protein kinase
Exons: 5
Coding region: 1-3798 (1265 amino acids)
Biological process (GO): protein phosphorylation; intracellular signal transduction
Cellular component (GO): cytoplasm
Molecular function (GO): protein serine/threonine kinase activity; ATP binding
Source: RefSeq, a predicted model, not a curated record
AUGGACAAGAAACGGGUUGGAUCUAGCCCUUAUACGAUGCGCACACCUCUUAUCGAUGCUACGGAGAGAGUCAACCACCAGAUGACGCCAGCCACAGAGCAGGGGUACUGCACAGACGAGGCGCUGAUGACUUCCCCCGAGCCGAUGUCGAUAGUCACCAGCCCGCUGUCGGCGAAAGGGAACGUGGAAUACAACUGUCGUUCGUCAGGGACCGACUCGCGGUUUGGAUCAAACAGGAACUCGACCAUGUCGGCGGCGUCCAUCGUCUCGAACAAGGGGAAGAGAAAGACUCAUGUUGGGCCAUGGCAGCUGGGCAAGACCCUUGGGAGGGGAGCGACUGGUCGGGUGAGAUUGGCUAAACAUGCGAUGACGGGGCAGACGGCUGCGGUCAAGAUCGUCUCGAAGAAAUCUGCCGCCAUAGCCCAGAGUGAGAGUAUUGCUGCGAUGGACCGGAAUGUGUACCAGUUUAAUGGACUCGGUGCGCGUCCAAUGCCGUCGGGGAUUGAACGGGAGGUGGUGAUCAUGAAGUUGAUUGAACAUCCGAAUGUGAUCAGCUUGUAUGAUGUGUGGGAGAACCGAGGAGAGCUGUAUCUUGUUCUGGAAUACGUCGAGGGCGGAGAGCUGUUCGACUACGUGUCCAACAACGGGCCACUCGCAGAGGAGGAGGCCGUCCGACUCUUCAGACAAAUCAUUGCCGGGCUCGGCUACUGUCAUCGGUUCAACAUCUGCCAUCGUGAUCUGAAGCCUGAGAAUAUCCUGUUGGAUGCGUGGCACAAUGUAAAAUUGGCGGACUUCGGUAUGGCAGCCCUUCAACCGGCCGGGCAUUGGUUGAACACGUCGUGUGGAAGCCCACAUUAUGCAGCACCUGAGAUCAUCUACGGCCGCAAGUACCGCGGUGACCAGGCCGACAUCUGGAGCUGUGGAAUCAUUCUGUAUGCUCUCCUGACCGGUUAUCUCCCCUUUGAUGGCCGCGACCUAGGCUCGACACUGCGCCUGGUGAAGAAGGGCGUCUACAUGAUCCCGCCAGAGCUCAGCCAUGAAGCCGCGGAUCUCAUCCAGCGCAUUCUACAGAAAAAACCAGAAGACCGCAUUAGUAUGCAGGAGAUGUGGAGUCACCCGCUGCUGAAGAAGUACGAGAAGCUUCAUCAGGCAAUGGCCAACCAUUACAUCGGUCCUGCUCCUCCCUUGUCAACAAGUGAAUGUGGUUCACUCGUCAAGAGUCCGCACGAUGUUGAUAUCGACAUUCUGAGAAACCUUCAGACUCUCUGGCACGACGCUCAUCCUGACGCAUUGAUUGAAAGGCUCACUAGUAGCGAGCCAUCAUACGAACGCAUGUUCUACAACGCUUUAGUCCGGUUUCGAAACGAGCAGCUAGAAAACUACCAGGGUCAGCCCCUUGAGCAUUCGGCUAGUGACUAUCAUCACAUCUCGCGUGGCACUCAUCGUGGCUCUAGACGAACUCCCAGUAGGCCGCCAAGCGCUUCCCGAGGCCGAGCUGAGUUGCAAGUCAAAGGAAACAACAGGAGGCCGGGCUCUACUCCCCGGGAACUGAAGUCGUCUGCGACUGUUGAAAGCUACGACCCGUUCCGGUCUCCGCGAUACCGAAUCACUGCGGAGAAUCCCGAGGUACCCAAGGUUGCCCAGGUCACUAUCCACAGGAAGCCUUCUGGGAUCCGCAAGAAGCACCAGUCACUGGACGGUGUCCAACCGCCGAACACCGUCGAAGAGCACCCCGAAGAGGAAGAGGAGAACCCCCCGAGCUCACCAUUCUCGGUAGUGAAAAACCAGAGGGCGAAGGUCAACUCCGUAAAGUCGUUCCAGUCGAAGACAUCGCAGUGUAGCUCUCGUCGGCGCCUCAACACCUCUCACACGUCUCGCUCGGCCGCCUACAAGCGGAAUGUGUCCUUCCGCCACGUCCGUAACCGGUCCCAGGGAUCAGCCAGUGCGCGGGUGAAAGAUACUCCACCACCCCUGCCAGCUGAUAUCAAGCGUCAAACAAGCGAGUCGAGUCUCAGAUCUGAUGUUGACCUCGACCCAUUCUCGGACCGGUUCAGCAGCCCCCUGUUGCCAGCCCAGCCGACAGUGGUACGAGGCGCAGGGGUCACAGUUAAACCUUGCCAUCAACCCAAGAGAUCUCGCGACCAGAACGCGAUGUGGCGGGAUGACACCCGCAAUGUGUCUCACGAGCUCAGUCAGAUCUGCGAGGAAGCCUUCAACGGCGGAUCCCUGUCAACGAACUGCACCACGAGCACAUGCAUGGACUCAGAGACUCCUGCAACCUCGGUGGGUAUGCCCACACCAGAAGACUCCCAGCGACAUAUUGCCCCAAAUUCAGCUAAACGACAGUAUGCUAGCCCUACGCCGGCAAACAUGUCAUACAGGGCAGCGGAACUGGAAGACACUCGCCGCAGACUAAUCGAACACGCCACCCAGGAUGGUUGCGAGGAUAUCCCUGACUACUUGGUACCCGUGAUCGCUCACCUGGAUCGUUUGAUAGAGCAGGACAAACUCAGACAGCGGCAGAGGCCCGACACCACUGAUGACAAGACGCCCGUGGUGACCGAUCCGUUUGCCAACCCGCCAUCCGACACCAACUGUCUUCCCAUAAUCUCUGAAGAGAUGAACCCCAACGCCGAUCCGAGACAUGCCACUCCCAGCGCUAGGGAAGUCGAACAGCGAACGGCCUCUGAGUCGACCGUUCGCAAACAACCAAGUAUCCCCACCCCUACCCGGAGGAAUAAGAAGACCGUGCGGAUGGUCCCGCAAAGCUCGUUCCUGUCCAUCGGGGAUAUCAAGCCUCUCAAUAUUCGCAAAAAGCGCGACACUUAUCACAGUGAAGCAGAGACGCCCUUACUUCCGAACACUUCUAGCGACCAUCCCCCUAGUCUACCUCCACCUGCCGUUCCCCAGCAGGGCGGCAACGGCAACCUUGCCGACCUGGGCCCUAAUCAUCAGAACGAUGAGAUUCCGCGACAGGGCGAUGUCCGACACUCUGGGUACAAAAAGUGGUCCUGGCUGCGCAACUGGGCCCAGGGCUCUACCGAGACCGACAGCAACACAUCAGUCGCAGUCAAAACCCUGCAACCAAGUACGGCAACGGUCGUCGUCCGCCAGGUCGAGCCCACCGCGGACGAUCCAUCAACCCAGUCAGAAAAGCCGUCGAACGACGAGGAGACCAGCAAGAAACGCAAACCCAGUCUCCUGAAGCGGUUGAUGAAACGGCGGCUCAACAAGAGUCCUCCCCAGGAGUUUCCAAUUGACCCCGAGCCAACAGACUCCGAACAGACAGCUACGCCCCCAACAGACAGGGCCUCCUCCACAGACACCAAAAACACCGAGAAGCCCCUCCCACGCCUACCGCAUCCGCAAAGCAAAAACCAGAACGUCUUCGCGCGCCUCUUCCAGUUCAAGCCCGCCACGCGGGUCGUAGCCCUCAACACGUCGAAGAUGAAGGGCCGCAAAGACGUGUACAAGAUUCUCCGGGAUUGGAAGCAGUAUGGACUCGAAUAUGUGCUCCUCGACAAGGUCAAUAGCGUUAUCUAUGCCAAAGUGGGAGAAGUGAACUUCCCCCGCCUCCGCCCCGUCGAGUUCUCAGCGGAGUUCUGCACGGUGCUGGAGCACGGCCGUGAGGCGAAUCUGAGCGUUAUCCGCUUCAAGCAGGAACACGGCGCGGCGUCGUCGUUCCAUAAGGUCGUUGAUACUAUCUGCGUGGUGAUGCAGCAGCGGGGGAUGCUGGUUGAGGAUCCUGCGAGGGCGAAGAAGAUGGCGCAUGUUAUCGAUGCUUUCCCGGAUUCUUGAAUUUAUUCUCAUUAUGUUUGAUACUUCAUCGUCUAUCUCCUUUGAACUUUCUGAUCAGCGUGUAUCUUCUUGUCUCCUACGUUCUUUAUUGUCUAUUGUCUAUCGUUUCUUUCUCAGACUACUUCUGGGAUGGUGUAUUACUUUCUCUUCUUUCUUGUCAUACUGGUUGAUUUCUCUCUGGCUACUAUUGUGGUUGUGUAUUGCUGUUUUUCCCUCUUCACCCCUUGUCACUUUCUUCCUUCCCUUCCCUUUCCUUUCCCUCUCCCUGUCUUGGUAUGUCCUCACCACUUUCCUUUCUUAUUCUACACACGGCACUGGCACUAACACUAAAUACCACUAAUAGUAACCAGUGACCUACUACAUGACUUCAAAC